Molecule: messenger RNA, 1641 nt
Organism: Pleuronectes platessa (European plaice)
Lineage: Eukaryota; Metazoa; Chordata; Actinopteri; Pleuronectiformes; Pleuronectidae
Gene: itfg2
Product: integrin alpha FG-GAP repeat containing 2
Exons: 12
Coding region: 265-1566 (433 amino acids)
Biological process (GO): regulation of TOR signaling
Cellular component (GO): KICSTOR complex
Molecular function (GO): protein binding
Source: RefSeq, a predicted model, not a curated record
GUUUUGUUUACCAUCAGGAGUCGCGUGUGUGUAUAGAGCCAGUACUUAUACACCUGUUUCUCUAUAAAUACGUGUUUAUACUUACGUUUACUUAUACAGGUGUAUUGUAUCGUGAAGCUAACGUCAUGCUAACGUUUAGUUAAUCCUUCCUGGAGCGAACAGUAGCCAAGCUAGCUGUUAGCGCCUGAGCUAGUUCUCUGUGCUAACAUGAGAAGUUAGCUUAAUGUCUCUGUGGUUGUUAUUAAUACACAUCUCGUGUUAGCCAUGAGGUCUUUGAACUACGUGCAGAGGGUCAGUCUGGAUUUCACCGGGACCCUGUUUCCUCACGCCAUCUGUCUGGGGGACGCGGACAACGACUCGCUGAACGAGCUGGUUGUGGGAGACACCAGUGGGAAGCUGCUUGUGUAUAAGAACGAUGACCCCAAACCCUGGGUCACACGCUCCUGUGUGGGGAUGCUGACAUGUGUCGCGGUUGGAGACGUCUGCAACAAAGGGAAAAACCUGGUGGUGGCCGUGGGCGCCGAGGGCUGGUUCCACCUCUUCGACCUGACCGCUGCCGCUGCCAACAAAUCCGAUUCCUCGAGCCAGCACGAGUCGCUGUGCUCCGACGACCAGCGGCCCUUCUUCACCCAGCACAUUCCUGCCAACACCAAAGUCAUCCUCAUCAGGGAUAUCGAUGGGGACGGACGCUAUGAGCUGGUGGUGGGCUACACAGACCGGGUGGUGCGAGCUUUCCGCUGGGAGGAGCCAUCCGAGGGUUCGGACCUGGGAACGGGUCAGCUGGUUCUGCUGAAGAAAUGGCUUCUGGAGGGGCAGGUGGACAGUCUCACUGUGAAUCCAGGUCCGGAGGGUUUACCAGAGCUGAUGGUGUCUCAGCCCGGCUGCGGCUACGCCAUCCUGCUGUGCUCCUGGACACAACAAGACUCCUCCGGCUCUGGAGAUGAUGCUUCUGCCACCCCUGGGAGUGAGGGGCCUUCCAGAGACAUAGUUCUACAUCUGACCACCGGGCGGAUUCACAACAAGAACGUUUCCACUCACCUCAUCGGCAGCAUCAGCAAAGGUUCUAAAGAGGAAUCUUCUAAAUGUGGACUCUUCGCUCUCUGUACUUUAGAUGGAACCCUGAAGCUGAUGGACAGCUCGGAGCAGCUGCUGUGGUCGGUGCAGGUGGAUCAUCAGCUCUUCGCUCUGCAGAAGCUCGACGUUACUGGUGACGGCAGAGAGGAGGUGGUGGCGUGCGCCUGGGACGGUCAGACCUACAUCAUCGACCACAAUCGCUCGGUCGUCCGGUUCCAGUUCGAUGAGAAUGUCAACGCCUUCUGUGCCGGUCAGUACACGUGUAAGGAAGGUAAAAACAGCCCCUGCCUCGUAUACGUGAGCUUCAACAACAAGAUCUACAUCUACUGGAAGGUGGAGCUGGAGCGGAUGGAGUCCACUAACCUGCUGCGGGUGCUCGAGGAGAAACCGGAGUUUAAACAGCACAUGACGGCGCUGGGAGUCGACGCUGAGGACCCGGCGGCGGUGAGAGCACUGGUGGCCGAUAUUCUCUAUAAGGACUCAAAGACGUAGCACAGUGGCUCAUCAACACACUGUCUGUCCUCCUCCCUCACUGUAAAUACUCUCUGAAUAAACCCUCUGUCUCCA